AUGGCUGCAUCCUGGUGCGCCCUUCGUGGCACUCGCCAGCUUGCUCUUCGGACUCGGCUGCGCUCUGCCCCUUCCCCCGUUGCAUUCCGCAGAGCUUCUCCGUCCUCUCCCUUCCGCGCAACCCACCGCGCCCUGCACACAGCUACACAGCAGCCCUCACGGCGACCGGUCUACACAAGCUCAGUAACUGACCAUGGCGACCCUCAUCCACGCGACCUCUUUCAGCCCCUUGACACCUUCCCCAGACGUCAUAUCGGCCCUUCGCCAGAUGCCGCAAAGGAAAUGCUGGCCACCCUUGACCCCCCAGUGGCGUCUCUCGAUGAAUUCGUAAAACAGGUGCUCCCUGCAGACAUUCUGUCCAAGAAGGACUUGAAGGUUACCGAUCCUCACGCCAAAACAAAUCUGUACCGGGACAAUGUGGGCGGUGGUCUCGGCGAGACCGAUAUGCUGAAGCUCUUGGAUGUCUACCGGAAGCAAAUCGAUGUUUCUGGCAAGACAUAUAUUGGAACUGGCUAUUACGGCACAAUUGUGCCUCCAGUGAUCCUUCGCAAUGUCCUGGAAAACCCCGCAUGGUACACGAGCUACACCCCCUACCAGCCCGAGAUCAGUCAGGGUCGUCUGGAGUCACUCCUGAACUUCCAAACACUGACUGCCGACUUGACGGGCUUGCCAUUUGCCAAUGCGUCCGUUCUAGACGAAGCCACUGCUGCUGCUGAGGCGAUGACCAUGUCUUUCGCUACUAUGCCUGCUUCAAAACAGAAGAAGCCCGGUAAGGCUUAUGUUGUUUCCCAUCUUUGCCACCCUCAGACAAUCGCCGUGAUGCGGUCGCGCGCCGAGGGCUUCGGCAUCAACCUGGUUAUCGGUGACGUUCUGGCGGAUGACUUCAAGUUGGUAAAGGAACAGGGCGACAAUCUCAUUGGUGUGCUUGCUCAAUAUCCGGAUACUGAGGGUGGCAUCUACGACUUCCAGGCCUUGAGUGACACCAUUCAUGGUGCCGGUGGUACCUUCAGCGUCGCCACGGACUUGAUGGCCUUGACUGUUUUGAAGGCACCCGGAGAGUUUGGAGCUGAUAUCGCGUUCGGUAAUGCUCAGAGGUUCGGUGUUCCUAUGGGAUACGGUGGCCCACAUGCAGCGUUCUUCGCUUGUGUAGACAAGUACAAGCGUAAGGUCCCCGGUCGUGUUGUGGGUGUCUCCAAAGAUCGCCUUGGCAACCGUGCUUUAAGAUUGGCUCUGCAGACACGAGAGCAGCACAUUCGCCGUGAGAAAGCCACUAGCAAUAUCUGCACUGCCCAGGCACUUCUCGCCAAUAUGAGCGCUAUGUACGCUGUUUACCACGGUCCGACUGGUCUGAAAUCCAUUGCUCAACGCAUCAUGUCCAUGACUUCAACUUUGCAGGCGAAGCUUGCUGCUCUGGGCUACAACGUUCCGAUCAAGACCAACGUCGCCGAUGGCGGUGCUGUGUUCGACACCGUUACUGUAGAGUUGCCCACUAGCCAAGAUGCGGACGCCAUUGUCGCUGCUGCCCGGGAACAGUCUAUCUUCCUUCGCCGCGUGAACUCUACCAAGGUCGGUAUCUCUCUGGAUGAGACUAGCGGACGGGAAGAGGUCAAGUCCAUUCUGCAAGUGUUUGCUACUCGUGCUUCCAAGGGUGAAGCGUCUAUUGAUGGAGAGCUCGGUAUCUCCCCACUUCCGGCCAGCCUUGAGCGGACUUCGGAAUAUCUGACUCACCCGGUAUUCAACACCCAUCACUCGGAGACGGAAAUGCUCCGGUACAUCCGUCACCUGGAGUCCAAGGACCUGUCUCUUGCUCACUCUAUGAUCCCUCUGGGCUCUUGCACUAUGAAGCUCAACGCAACCACCGAGAUGAUCCCGAUCUCCUGGCCUGAGUUCUCCCAGAUGCACCCCUUCCUGCCUGCAGAUGUCGCCAAGGGCUACACCCAGAUGAUUGAUGAUCUGGAACAGCAACUCGCCGACAUCACCGGUAUGGCUGAAGUCACUGUCCAGCCUAACUCUGGCGCCCAGGGUGAAUUCGCGGGUCUGCGUGUCAUCAAGAAGUAUCUGGAGGCUAGCGGUGAGUCCAAGCGCAACAUCUGUUUAAUCCCCGUGUCUGCCCACGGAACAAACCCAGCUAGUGCGGCCAUGGCUGGCAUGAAGGUCGUUACCAUUAAGUGUGACACCAAGACUAGCAACUUGGACCUUGAAGAUCUCAAGGCUAAAUGCGAGAAGCACAAGGAUGAGCUGGCUGCUGUUAUGAUCACCUAUCCUAGCACUUUCGGUGUGUACGAGCCUGGUGUUAAGGAGGCCUGUGAAAUCGUGCACCAGCAUGGUGGACAGGUCUACAUGGACGGUGCCAACAUGAACGCGCAGAUUGGUCUCUGCUCUCCUGGCGAGAUUGGUGCGGAUGUUUGCCAUCUCAACCUGCAUAAGACCUUCUGUAUCCCUCACGGUGGUGGAGGUCCUGGUGUGGGUCCUAUCGGUGUUGCAGAGCACCUGCGCCCAUUCCUGCCGUCUCACCCGGCCAGCGAAUACCUUCAGUCUAAGCGUACGGAGUCCUCAUCGCCCCCGAUCAGUGCUGCUCCUUGGGGUAGCGCCAGCAUCCUGCCCAUCACCUUCAACUACAUCAAUAUGAUGGGUGCCAAGGGUCUUACCCACGCGACAAAGAUCACUCUGCUUAACGCCAAUUACAUUCUCUCCCGUCUGAAGGAACACUACCCGAUCCUGUACACCAACGAGAAUGGCCGCUGUGCCCACGAGUUCAUCCUCGAUGUUCGCAAGUUCAAGGAGACCUGCGGUGUUGAGGCCAUCGAUAUUGCCAAGCGUCUCCAGGAUUAUGGCUUCCACGCCCCAACCAUGUCCUGGCCCGUGUCCAACACCCUCAUGAUCGAACCCACCGAGUCGGAGAGCAAGGCGGAGCUGGAUCGCUUCUGCGAUGCUCUGAUCUCUAUUCGCCGGGAGAUUGCUGAGGUGGAGAGCGGCGCACAGCCACGUGAGGGUAACGUGCUGAAGAUGUCCCCUCACACUCAGCGCGAUCUUUUGUCCAAUGAGUGGAACCGCCCGUACACACGGGAGACGGCCGCCUACCCCCUGCCGUACCUGGUGGAGAAGAAGUUCUGGCCUUCGGUGACCCGGGUGGAUGAUGCUUACGGUGACCAAAACCUGUUCUGCACUUGCGGUCCUGUGGAGGAUACUGAGUAG
Messenger RNA from Aspergillus bombycis, 3195 nucleotides. RefSeq names its product glycine decarboxylase subunit P. Gene Ontology annotation, cellular component: mitochondrion; glycine cleavage complex. The transcript has 2 exons. Bases 1 to 3195 code for a protein of 1064 amino acids. NCBI's taxonomy places the organism in Eukaryota, Fungi, Ascomycota, Eurotiomycetes, Eurotiales, Aspergillaceae. Gene Ontology annotation, molecular function: glycine dehydrogenase (decarboxylating) activity; pyridoxal phosphate binding; glycine binding. Gene Ontology annotation, biological process: glycine decarboxylation via glycine cleavage system. The record is from RefSeq and is a predicted model, not a curated record.